Messenger RNA from Prunus armeniaca (apricot), 675 nucleotides. The record is from the annotation of a GenBank genome assembly. NCBI's taxonomy places the organism in Eukaryota, Viridiplantae, Streptophyta, Magnoliopsida, Rosales, Rosaceae.
AUGGCGGGAAAACUUGGUUUCAUGACGCGGGAAACACCAUUAUUGGUGGUACUUCAUCUAUUUAAGCGAACCCCGUCUUCCUAUCUGCCCCUAAAACCUGGUAUUUGCAAAUACCCACUUCACCGUCGUUCUCUUUCUCAACUUCUCAGAAUGGGCCAGCAAGACGUGCAGAACGGAAGCCACGAAGUCAAGGAGCCAACUCCUAAGAUCGCCAAGCUUCACGAAAACAGGGACGUUUCGGGAAACCCCACCUCUUUUUUCAGGGUGAAGAAGCUAUCUGAGAAGGCCGUCUUGCCCUCGAGAGGCUCACCUCUCUCUGCAGGCUAUGACCUCUCAAGUGCAACGGAGACGAAGGUACCGGCCAGAGGAAAAGCCCUGGUCCCAACUGAUUUGAGCAUUGCUGUCCCUGAAGGAACCUAUGCAAGAAUUGCGCCGCGGUCAGGGUUGGCCUGGAAGCACUCGAUCGAUGUGGGAGCGGGAGUCAUAGAUGCUGACUACAGGGGCUCAGUUGGGGUGAUAUUGUUCAACCAUUCUGAUGUUGAUUUUGAAAUCAAGGAGGGUGAUAGGAUUGCACAGCUGAUCAUUGAGAAGAUCAUUACCCCUGAUGUCGUGGAGGUUGAGGAUCUGGACUUGACGGCCAGGGGCGCUGGCGGAUUCGGAUCCACGGGUGUCUAG